Molecule: messenger RNA, 231 nt
Organism: Closterium sp. NIES-65
Lineage: Eukaryota; Viridiplantae; Streptophyta; Zygnematophyceae; Desmidiales; Closteriaceae
Source: the annotation of a GenBank genome assembly
AUGGAUAAGUACACUCGCGUGGAGAAGCCGCGCACAGAGGCGCCGAUCAGCGAGAAUGAGAUCCGAAUCACCGUCGCGGGGAAGGUCCGCAACUACGUCACCUACGCCGCCACUCUCCUCCAGGAGCGCGGGCAGAAGGAGGUGGUGGUAAAGGCGAUGGGGCGCGCAAUCAGCAAGGCCGUGCUCGUUGCGGAAUCCGCGCGGGUAAGGGGGGAAUGGGGGGAAGCGUGA